CACCCACCCCCCGACAUGUUGACCAUGUUCCUUCUGAUGCUACUGUUAGUAUUUCUUCUCCCUCAUCCUCUUGCUGCUACUCUGAGUUGUCCCCAGCUAGUACACAAUGAAGUUAAUGGUAGUUAUGUCUCUCAGCUAAAGGACAGGUCCUGUUCUUCCUCAUCUACACACUGCACUGUUGUUCUUCAGUAUAACAACAUAAAAUGGACUGUCAAUCAAAUGGUCUGCUCCCCUUCUUGUGUUUCAGGAAAUACCUCAGGAGCCCUGGGAGUCCGUUACAUGAUAGGCUGCUGUAAUUCAUCAUCAUGUGUCGGUCCUUCUGAUUUCUUUGAUGAUAUUAAUGUCGAUAUUACUUGGCCUCUUUUGCAGCGAGCUCCCAUACUAACUUCAAGUACAAUAGAACCAACUGGAGUAACUGUAGCCACUGGUGCCUCCACUGAUGGAGGGAGCAGCUCAUUCCUAGCCUGUUCCACCUGCAGUCCUUCAGUUAGUAACAAGAAGUUUGACUACAAACCUUACUAUAUAUUCAGUCCAAUUAUUUUUGUGGAGAUAUUCUUAAUAUUCCUAUUCUUGAUAUUAUGGAUAAGAAAGUGCAGGAGAGUUUGUUUAAGAGUGAAGCAAGAACAAGCAAACAAGAAACAAGAUGAGUGUAUUUUUAAAUUACGAAACCGCAGGGGAACCUGUCCCUAGCAACAGGCAGCUGCAGUGAACCCCACAUCUUUAUCAUUUAAUCACUUAUAUAUAACAAGAGUGGAUAAUUAUCUUGCUUAUAAUAAUUUAUAUUAUUAUUUUUGUGUUAUUUCCAUUCAUUUAUUCCCUCCCAUUAUUCAUUUA
Molecule: messenger RNA, 834 nt
Organism: Amphimedon queenslandica
Lineage: Eukaryota; Metazoa; Porifera; Demospongiae; Haplosclerida; Niphatidae
Exons: 2
Coding region: 16-690 (224 amino acids)
Source: RefSeq, a predicted model, not a curated record